Encephalitozoon intestinalis ATCC 50506 is the source of this 1071-nucleotide messenger RNA. Its product is annotated as septin-like protein. The record is from RefSeq and is a predicted model, not a curated record. The transcript has a single exon. Gene Ontology annotation, biological process: cytoskeleton-dependent cytokinesis. Gene Ontology annotation, cellular component: septin complex; septin ring; microtubule cytoskeleton. Gene Ontology annotation, molecular function: molecular adaptor activity; GTPase activity; GTP binding. Bases 1 to 1071 code for a protein of 356 amino acids. Lineage: Eukaryota; Fungi; Microsporidia; Unikaryonidae.
AUGAAAAACAUACCAACUAUAGUUAGAAAUCUCGGGACAAUUAACAUCAAGAACCGUGUGGGAUUUUCUUCUGUUCCAGACCAAGUAAGGGAAAGUUCGAUGGCUAGGGGAUUUGAGCUAAAUGUAUUGGCUGUUGGAAGAAGAGGACUUGGCACAUCCACACUAAUCAACUCGAUAUUUGCUGCGCCUUUGGUUGAUAAGAAAAGGCCGAACACAAUCACAGUAACAAGAAACGAGAUUGUUGAAAACGAUAUUUCUUUAGACAUCUCUAUUGUGACAUACCACGAGCUAGACAUAAGCCCAGUCCUAGAUUACAUAAAUGCCAUGAACAGAGAAUAUUUUGACAAUGAGCAAGGCCUCUACAAAACAUUUAAGGACAACAGAAUCCAUGUCUGUCUUUAUCUUCUUCCAUCCGACACGCUUACAGACCAAGAGAUAAAAAACAUGUACGAGCUUUCUCAGUGCUGUAAUCUCGUACCAAUAAUACCAAAGGCGGACAUGUACACUCCUGACGAGUUGGCUUGCGUUAAGGAGUCUGUAAAGCAAAUCUUAUCAGAAAACAACAUAUUUUUCUUUGUACCAUACUUCAACGAGAACGAUGGAGAUCUCACGGAAGAGAUUACAGACAUAGUUGAAAACAUGCCUUUUGCAGUAAUUGCAAGCGAAACCAUGUAUGAACACGGGGGAGAGAUUGUACGAGGAAGAAAAUAUAUUUGGGGAUUCAUUAAUAUAGAUCUUGAGGAGAGUAAUGACUUUAAGAGACUCCAACGCCUUCUUAUAUAUACAAAUCUUGACGAGCUAGUAACAAAGACAAACCACAUGUUCUACAAUACCUAUAGGAAGAAGAUUUUCGACAUUGAAAAAGACUGUGGAGCAAUGAAAGAAGCUAGAUAUCUCAAGCUCAGGACCGAAACCAUAAGGAUCCUCAACGAUAAGUAUGAGAGCAGGAUAAAAGCUCUAAGGGAGGAAGAAAUAGAGAUGGAAAGAUUUUAUAAUGAAAAGCUAAGUGAAGGAGGCCAUGAGAUAAAUGAUCUCGGCAAGCAGGUAGAAAAAUCCCUCCAGGUAGAAUAG